Molecule: messenger RNA, 1117 nt
Organism: Spea bombifrons (plains spadefoot toad)
Lineage: Eukaryota; Metazoa; Chordata; Amphibia; Anura; Pelobatidae
Gene: PACRG
Product: parkin coregulated
Exons: 1
Coding region: 175-909 (244 amino acids)
Cellular component (GO): vesicle; neuron projection; cytosol
Molecular function (GO): Hsp70 protein binding; Hsp90 protein binding
Source: RefSeq, a predicted model, not a curated record
AACCGAGCCUAUUGUGCUCUGCUGUUUCCUGGACAACAUGACAUAAACAAGAGGUUUGACCAGCACAGCAUCAGUCUUCCUGCACAGUUCAAAGAGGUUGUGCUCUGUGUCUAAGCUUUUGCACAGACACAUCAAGCCGUUUCGGCCAUCUAAGGCUGUAAUUUUGGACUGAAAAUGGUGACUGAGAAAGACAAGGGAAACAGAAAAGCAUCGGAUGCUGCAGCUGGCAAGAACAAGGCCGCUUUUCGCUCUGAAGCUUUCACAGUCAAGGCCAUGAUGAAGAACUCUGUGGUGAAAGCUCCUCCAGCAGCAGGAGCGUUCAAGGAAAGGCCUGCGAAGCCCUCAGCUUUCCGUAAGUUUUAUGAGCGAGGAGACUUUCCUAUUGCCCUUGAGCAUGAUACAAAGGGGAAUAAAAUAGCCUGGAAGGUUGAGAUUGAGACAUUGGAUUAUCAUCACUACCUGCCUCUGUUCUUCGAUGGACUUUGUGAGACAGCCCAUCCUUAUGAGUUUUUCGCUCGCCAAGGAGUCCAUGACAUGCUAGAACAUGGAGGCCCAAAGAUCCUGCCUGUUAUUCCACAGCUUAUCAUACCCAUAAAGAAUGCCCUCAGUAUUCGGAAUCGCAAAGUUAUCUGCACUACUCUGAAGGUUCUCCAGCACCUGGUUGUUUCAGCUGACCGAGUGGGUGAAGCACUUGUGCCCUAUUAUCGCCAGAUUCUCCCAAUUCUCAACAUUUUCAAGAACAUGAAUAUUAAUUCAGGAGAUGGGAUUGACUACAGCCAGCAAAAACGAGAAAACAUCGGGGACCUGAUCCAGGAGACACUGGAAGCUUUUGAACGCCAUGGAGGAGAAGAUGCCUUCAUAAAUAUAAAAUACAUGGUUCCUACCUAUGAAUCCUGCUUGCUGAUUUAACAUAAUAAAAUUGCUGUGGCAAAUUGGAAGCUACGUUUUCAAGAACUUGAUUGGCUUUUCCUGCUUGCUGAUUUACCAGAAUACAUUUUCUGUGGCAAAUUGGAAGCUACGUUUUUAAGAACUUGAUUGACUGUUCCUUUGAUUUAAAAUAAAUAAGAAAAAUACCAUCUGUAAUUUGCAGGAAUUCACAAUAAAUGAUUAAACGACA